Molecule: messenger RNA, 2295 nt
Organism: Nelumbo nucifera (sacred lotus)
Lineage: Eukaryota; Viridiplantae; Streptophyta; Magnoliopsida; Proteales; Nelumbonaceae
Product: 16S rRNA processing protein RimM family
Biological process (GO): rRNA processing; UDP-N-acetylglucosamine biosynthetic process
Cellular component (GO): ribosome
Molecular function (GO): ribosome binding; UDP-N-acetylglucosamine diphosphorylase activity
Source: RefSeq, a predicted model, not a curated record
AAAUAACGACGAACGAUUGAGCGGAUUCCAUUCUAGUCGCUCAGCACUCACUCAGUCUGACUGAGUGAGUUCGUUCAGUGAGUAGUGAGUAGUGACUGAAACAUGCAGCGGUCUUCUGUUCUAUCUCCCUCGCCCACUUCAUUCUCUCCGUUCUAUCCUCUCCCCAGUAGGCAAGCCGUCGAAGUUCUGUUCAGAAAUCGUUGCAGGAGCUCCACUAAGUCGUAUCCAUGGACAAAGCUACAAUCCAGUUGUUCCUUUUCUUAUCGAAAUACCAUUCCUGUUCAACGGAGCACUGCAAUUGAAGAAGCUGUUGAAACUAGCAGUGACGAAUCAAAAUUUAUUGAAAUUGGGUAUAUAUCCACUGUACAUGGGAUUCAGGGAGAGCUUCGUGUAAAACCCACCACUGAUUUCCCUGAAUUGCGGUUUGCAACGCCGGGAAGCAGAUGGUUGAGGGACCGAGUUUCUGGAAAAGAGAGAAUUCGAGAAGUUGAGCUGGUUGAGGGAAGAGGACACCAUGGACAGAAGGGAUGGAUUGUUAGUUUUGACGGAAUUGAUACAGUGGAAGAGGCUAGGCAGCUUGUUGGGUCAACUAUACUUGUAAGAGAAGAAGACAGGCCAGUUUUGGAUGAAGGCGAGUUUUAUACUCCUGAUCUUGUUGGUAUGAGAGUUAUUCUCAAGGACACAAAUGAAGCAGUUGGUACUGUCAUUGAUGUCUUCAAUAGCGGUGCUGGUGACCUUUUGCAAGUAAUGCUUAAUCCAUCUGAAGGAAUGGUAGGAACUGGUUUAUCAAAAUCAGAAACUGGUAUUUCUGGGCGCCUUGUUUGGGUCCCAUUUGUUGAAGCAAUUGUUCCUGAUGUUGAUAUGACUAGAAGAGAAAUGCAUAUUACACCUCCAAAGGGGCUUCUGGAGUUGAAUUUACGUUCUGAUAUGAGGUCCAAGAAAGAAAGGCGCAAGCUGGAAUGGAAACAAAGAAAGAAGUUCCAACAGCGCCUCAUAGCAGCAAAGAAGAAACUCUGUGAAAUGGAACAGAAACAUCUGUUUGAAGGGUUUAGAUUUGGAGAGAAAGAACAGAGGAGCAUGCUAGCGGAUCAGAUUGUGACUGUAAAUUCCAGCCUCCUCCAACUUGCAUUGCAGAAUACUCAAAUGCACACUGAGAGAUGGGAUUUAUCGAACUUCAUCAGUGCUAAGCAAUUGAAAAGGCCUUUCAGUAUAUCAAAGGAAUGCCUCACACCUAGGGGGAGCAAAGAGAAGCUGGAUAGAAACCAUGAGUUACAACGAGCAGGAGUUCGUCUCUUGUCUGAAGGAAAACAUGCAGUUGUUGUAGUAGUGAGUGGCAGUAACAGUCAGGAAGAUGGAUCCAUACCCAAAAAUGUUGAUUCUGAAAGUGAAGAGAAUUCAUCAAAUGCCUCCCUUCUUCAGGAAUUACUUCAUGAUGAUGAAAGAUUUGCAAAGAUAAAAGAAGAGCAUGUCUCAGUACCUCUAGUUAUUGUUUCUCCAUCUCAAGAAAUCCAAUCAUUGAAAAAGCCUUUUCUGGAUCAUGAUUAUUUUUCUCUUGACAGUGAAAAGGUCUGGUUUCUAGAGGAAGAGAGGUUACCGAUUCUUAGCAGUUCAUCUGAGGAGAAAAAGAGACACAAAAUUUUGCUGAAAUCACCAUGGGAGAUACUCCAAUCACCAGUUGGAUCUGGUGGAGUUUUCAGCUUACUCUCAUCCCACAACAUUCUAGAGAAUUUCAGUGAAAUGGGUGUGGAGUAUGUGCAGGUUUGCAGCUUGGUUCAGCAAUCUGUUCUUGGUCAUCCUUUAUUUUUUGGGCUUGUUGAUUCCUGCAAAGCAGAUAUAGGUAUCAGAAUCUUCAACAGCGGCAAAGAUGGUAGAGAAGAUUUCGACAUGAUAUUCUCCAUGAGGUUUCUGGAGAAGAUUACAAGACAAUUGGAUAAACUCCAGUUCUAUACUGUAGCAAAACAAAAUUCACAUGUUGAGAAGGUGGAGAAGGAAUGGGUUGAUAUCGUGCCUGACUCUCCUAAUUCAUAUGAAUUUCAUUGUUCUAUAUAUAGCUCCUUGAAUGCUUGCUCUGCUGAUAAAAUAUGCCUAAUGGAGCUUACUGAUUGAUUUAUUGACCUAAAAAACGAACUGAGUUGUAUAGCACUUCCCUUCUGUGAGCUGAUCCUUGUGCAACUCUGCUCUGUAUAGGGUUUGUAUAUUUGUAGACUUGUAAUAAGAGACAAAUUCUCUUAGAUUUUUAAAGGAUGUUUUCCUUGAUAAAUAUUACUAUGCAUAUGGCAAAUCAAUAUUAUUUGA